Messenger RNA from Doryrhamphus excisus (bluestripe pipefish), 5422 nucleotides. RefSeq names its product collagen, type II, alpha 1b (gene col2a1b). Gene Ontology annotation, molecular function: protein binding; extracellular matrix structural constituent conferring tensile strength. Lineage: Eukaryota; Metazoa; Chordata; Actinopteri; Syngnathiformes; Syngnathidae. Gene Ontology annotation, cellular component: collagen type II trimer. Gene Ontology annotation, biological process: extracellular matrix organization. The record is from RefSeq and is a predicted model, not a curated record.
GUAAUGGGCCGGCCCAAUAUUUGGGGAAUAUACGAAGAAUCAUUGAAGGCAACAUAAAACUACCGCUUCUGGCCUCAAAGCGGCUGGUGCUGAGUUCUGUGUCGCAGGUCCGAGUCCUGCCGCCUUGUCGGAUUUCCCCUCCUCGUCACAGCUUGGGAAAGGGUUCAAACUGUCUAAUGGGCCACUGCAUGUCUAAUAUUUAGACAUGUUCAGCUACCUGGAUUCAAGGACCCUACUGCUACUAGCAGCCACCCAAGCGUGCCUAUUAGCCGUUGUCAGAUGUCAGGAGGACGACAACCAGGAGGAUGCAUUUAGCUGUACACAAGAUGGCGAGCGCUAUAGCGACAAGGACGUGUGGAAGCCCGAGCCGUGUCGCAUCUGCGUGUGCGACACCGGGACCGUUCUAUGUGACGACAUUGUCUGCGAGGAGCUCAGAGACUGCCCCAAACCUGAAAUCCCAUUCGGAGAGUGUUGCCCCAUCUGCGCCGCUGACCCGGCUCCACCCAUUGGAACACCUGGAGCUAAGGGCCAAAAAGGCGAACCCGGAGAUAUUACUGAUGUUGUAGGACCAAGAGGACCGUCUGGCCCAAUGGGCCCACCAGGAGAGCAGGGACCCCGAGGACCAAGAGGAGAAAAGGGAGAGAGGGGAACCCCCGGUCCCCGUGGCAGAGAUGGCGAGCCUGGCACCCCCGGAAACCCCGGACCACCUGGACCUCCAGGGCCUAACGGACCCCCUGGCCUUGGCGGAAACUUUGCUGCUCAGAUGGCGGGCGGUUUCGACGAGAAAGCUGGUGGUGCUCAAAUGGGCGUGAUGCAAGGACCCAUGGGCCCAAUGGGUCCCAGAGGACCACCUGGCCCCACUGGAUCCCCUGGCCCUCAAGGUUUCCAAGGCAACCCAGGAGAAGCUGGAGAGCCUGGACAGUCUGGGCCCAUGGGACCCCGUGGACCCCCAGGACCUUCUGGAAAACCUGGAGAUGAUGGUGAGGCUGGCAAACCUGGAAAAUCUGGCGAACGUGGACCUACUGGACCUCAGGGAGCUCGUGGAUUCCCAGGAACCCCUGGCCUGCCUGGCAUCAAGGGACACCGAGGAUAUCCAGGUCUUGAUGGUGCUAAGGGAGAGACUGGAGCUCUUGGAUCUAAGGGAGAAGCUGGUGCUCCAGGAGAGAAUGGAGCUCCUGGACCAAUGGGACCUCGUGGUUUGCCCGGUGAGAGAGGUCGUCCUGGACCUAGCGGAGUUGCUGGUGCCCGUGGUAAUGAUGGUUUGCCCGGCCCUGCUGGUCCCCCGGGUCCCGUCGGUCCUUCUGGCGCUCCAGGCUUCCCUGGCUCUCCUGGUGCAAAGGGAGAAGCUGGUCCUACUGGUGCUCGUGGACCAGAGGGUGCUCAGGGACCCCGUGGAGAGUCUGGUACUCCCGGUUCAUCUGGACCUUCAGGUGCUUCUGGAAACCCGGGUACUGAUGGCAUCCCUGGAGCUAAAGGAUCCGCUGGCGCUCCCGGUAUCGCCGGUGCUCCCGGUUUCCCAGGACCUCGUGGGCCUCCAGGUCCUCAGGGAGCGACGGGACCCCUCGGGCCAAAAGGAACAUCUGGAGACCCGGGUAUCGCAGGAUUUAAGGGAGAGGCCGGUCCCAAAGGAGAGAUUGGGCCAGUUGGUCUUCAAGGUGCCCUCGGCCCCCAGGGAGAAGAGGGUAAGAGGGGACCUAGAGGUGAGCCCGGUGCUGCUGGACCACUUGGACCCCCUGGCGAGAGGGGAGCUCCCGGUAACCGUGGUUUCCCAGGUCAAGAUGGUCUAGCUGGACCCAAGGGUGCCCCCGGUGAGCGCGGACCCUCUGGCGCCAGUGGAUCCAAAGGUGCUAACGGCGACCCAGGUCGUCCUGGAGAAUCUGGUCUCCCGGGUGCUCGGGGCCUUACUGGACGUCCUGGUGAUGCUGGUCCCCAAGGCAAAGUGGGACCUUCUGGAGCGCCUGGUGAGGAUGGCCGCCCAGGACCCCCCGGCCCUCAGGGUGCCCGUGGACAGCCUGGCGUUAUGGGAUUCCCAGGACCCAAAGGAGCAACUGGUGAGCCUGGCAAGUCUGGGGAGAAGGGAUUGGCUGGAGCUCCCGGUCUGAGAGGUCUACCUGGCAAAGAUGGAGAAACUGGUGCUGCUGGACCCCCCGGACCUGCUGGUCCUGCUGGUGAGAGAGGAGAGCAAGGUCAGCCUGGUCCUUCUGGAUUCCAGGGUCUGCCCGGCCCCCCUGGUCCCCCGGGUGAGGGAGGCAAGCCUGGAGAUCAGGGUGUUCCUGGAGAGGGUGGAGCUGCCGGUGCUACUGGACCCAGGGGAGAGCGAGGUUUCCCCGGAGAGAGAGGAGCUGCUGGUCCUCAGGGUCUACAGGGACCCAGAGGUUUGCCCGGAACUCCUGGAACUGACGGACCCAAGGGAGCCAUUGGACCCGCUGGUGGUGCUGGAGCUCAGGGACCCCCUGGCCUGCAGGGUAUGCCUGGAGAGAGAGGAGCCUCUGGUAUUCCUGGACCUAAAGGAGACAGAGGUGACCUCGGAGAGAAAGGACCUGAAGGUGCUCCUGGAAAAGAUGGUGGCAGGGGUCUUACUGGUCCCAUUGGUCCUCCUGGUCCUGGUGGUCCCAAUGGCGAGAAGGGUGAAUCUGGUCCUGCUGGUCCUUCUGGAGCUCCUGGUACCCGUGGUGCUCCUGGUGACCGUGGUGAGACCGGACCUCCCGGGCCUGCUGGCUUUGCUGGACCCCCUGGUGCUGAUGGCCAACCUGGACUCAAGGGAGACCAAGGAGAAUCUGGGCAGAAGGGUGACGCCGGCGCCCCUGGACCUCAAGGACCGUCUGGUGCUCCUGGACCUGCUGGUCCCACUGGUGUUUCUGGACCUAAAGGUGCACGUGGUGCUCAAGGACCUCCCGGCGCCACCGGCUUCCCUGGAGCUGCUGGCCGUGUCGGACCCCCCGGCCCUAAUGGUAACCCUGGACCCGCUGGUCCUGCCGGACCCUCUGGUAAAGACGGACCCAAAGGUGUAAGGGGAGACGGCGGCCCCCCUGGCAGACAGGGUGAUGCUGGCCUUCGUGGUCCCGCUGGAGCCCCCGGAGAGAAGGGAGAUGCUGGAGAGGAUGGUCCACCUGGUGCUCUUGGUCCUUCUGGUCCUCAGGGUUUAGCUGGCCAGCGUGGUAUUGUGGGUCUUCCUGGACAGCGUGGUGAAAGAGGCUUCCCGGGCCUGCCUGGACCCUCUGGUGAGCCUGGAAAGCAAGGAGCUCCUGGUGGGGGCGGAGACCGCGGACCACCUGGACCGGUCGGACCACCUGGACUCACCGGACCUGCGGGAGAGCCGGGCAGAGAGGGAAACCCUGGAUCUGAUGGACCUCCUGGUAGAGAUGGUUCUCCUGGAAUCAAGGGUGACCGUGGUAACACCGGUCCCGCUGGUGCUCCUGGUGCUCCAGGUGCUCCUGGUGCCGUCGGCCCAGUUGGUCCCACUGGCAAACAAGGAGACAGAGGAGAGGCUGGUGCACAAGGACCCGCUGGAUCUCCUGGACCUGCUGGAGCCAGAGGAAUGCCUGGACCCCAAGGACCUCGUGGUGACAAAGGUGAGGGUGGAGAGUCUGGCGAGAGAGGACAGAAGGGACACAGAGGCUUCACUGGUCUGCAGGGUCUGCCCGGACCUCCAGGUCAAUCUGGAGACCAGGGUGCUACUGGACCUUCUGGACCUUCUGGACAAAGAGGACCACCUGGACCUAUUGGACCUGCUGGAAAGGACGGUUCAAAUGGUCUUCCCGGACCCAUCGGACCCCCUGGGCCACGUGGCCGCAGCGGAGAGACCGGUCCCUCUGGUCCUCCUGGAAACCCUGGACCCCCAGGUCCUCCUGGACCCCCUGGCCCUGGCAUCGACAUGUCUGCCUUCGCCGGCUUGGGCCAGACAGAGAAGUCCCCGGAUCCUCUCAGGUACAUGAGAGCUGACCAGGCUUCUGGAAACCUGCGGCAGCACGACGCCGAAGUCGAUGCCACGCUCAAGUCCCUCAACAACCAGAUCGAGAACAUCCGCAGCCCAGAGGGAUCCAAGAAGAACCCCGCUCGCACCUGCAGGGACCUCAAGCUCUGCCAUCCCGACUGGAAGAGCGGAGAGUACUGGAUAGACCCCAACCAGGGCUGCACCGUGGACGCCAUCAAGGUCUUCUGCAACAUGGAGACCGGCGAGUCCUGUGUCCAUCCCAAACCUGCCAGCAUCCCUCGCAAGAACUGGUGGUCCAGCAAGAGCAAGGAUCGCAAACACGUUUGGUUCGGAGAGACCAUGAACGGAGGAUUCCACUUCAGCUACGGCGAUGACAACCUGGCGCCCAACACGGCCGCUAUCCAGAUGACCUUCCUGAGACUGCUGUCCACUGAGGCCUCCCAGAACCUGACCUACCACUGUAAGAACAGCGUGGCCUACAUGGACGCCGCCGCGGGCAACCUGAAGAAGGCCGUGCUUCUUCAGGGCUCCAAUGAUGUGGAGAUCCGGGCCGAGGGCAACAGUCGCUUUACGUACAGCGUGAUGGAGGACGGCUGCACUAAACACACGGGCAAAUGGGGCAAGACGGUGCUUGAGUACCGAUCGCAGAAGACCUCCCGUCUGCCCAUUGUGGACAUCGCUCCCAUGGACAUCGGUGGAGCCGACCAGGAGUUCGGAGUGGAAGUGGGCGCCGUCUGCUUCUUGUAGAAGACGACAAAUCAAAUUAAAAGAGGCUUCACAUGAACGAGGAGACAAAUCAAGACACUUUUUAAAAAUAAUUAUUAUUAUUAUUAAAACAGGACUUAUUUUCUCAAUAAAAAGUGCUUUCUUCCCCCCCCGUUCCCCCUUCUUCCCAAGUGAACUCAGUAGGAUAUCUGCACUGAACGGCACCGCCAUCUCACCUUUCAUUCCCGGCAUGAAGUAGAAAGCAGGCAAGACGAGCGAGAGCAAGCUUCAUGCAUGUUUAUUUAUUUAUUGUUUAGGUUGGGCUGUCAAUAAAAAGCCAACUUACACAUGUUGGAAAACAAAAAAUCACCUCGUCUUCCUCCUCUUAUGCCUGCUUCACCACUCUUUGCAACCCACCAGCUUGACGUUCCUGCGUUACUGCUAUCAAUGGUGCUACAAAUAUAGCAAGUUUUGGUUUUUUAUGACCAGGUGCUAACCUUCUGUGUCUUAGCCACGCCCCCCCCCCCGUACGUCAACAAAGAAAUGGCCCAAUCCAGAAGGUUAUUUUUAUUUUUUAAAGCUACCUCACAGCGCACACUAAAAUAAGACCAAUAAAUCUUUGUUUACACCCCCCCCUUCAGUCUUUUUAAACUAAUACAAUACGAUGACCCCCCCACAACCCCCAACAGAGGGCUCACGUGCGUGCGUGAGGUUGUGUAUAUUUUUAUGAUGAUGAAUAAUAGUGUUAUUAUUGAUAAUAGCGUUAUUAUAUGAAUAUUAUGA